This is a messenger RNA of Sorghum bicolor (sorghum), 3198 nucleotides long. Its product is annotated as transcription factor GTE8. Gene Ontology annotation, molecular function: protein binding. The record is from RefSeq and is a predicted model, not a curated record. Lineage: Eukaryota; Viridiplantae; Streptophyta; Magnoliopsida; Poales; Poaceae. Bases 353 to 2536 code for a protein of 727 amino acids. The transcript is spliced from 10 exons.
CGUCACAGUCGCAUCGCUUCUACUCCUAGUUCGGGUCUCACCUCUCGUGCGCAAAGCAGUAGCGGGUUCGGGUUCGGUCGCCUGGAGAAGGAAAAAAAAAAGGAUAAGCAAGCUGCAGCACGGAGACGACUCGACUCGAGCGGCGAAGGCGAAAAAUAAAAAAAAGAGGAUAAGGCGAGGCGCGACCGGGCGGCCACCGCGCGCUCCCAGAUCCGUCCCGCUCCCGAGCGGAUCCAGCUCCCCGGCGAGCCCGCGCGUGGACGCCGUUGCCUCGCUCCCGGAUCCCGACCGUGGGGUUGCAGCUGCUUCAGAUCCAGCGUUACCAGCUUGAAUUUGGUGCGUGCCACUGAAAAUGGUUGUAAAUGCUGUACAGAUCUGUGACCCGCUGGCGCCUGGGCACAUGACACCGACGGUCUUAAUGGAGUUUGGGCAGCACAGGCCAAUAAAACGGGGGUAUGAGGAAAUGGCUUUCAGGGGCGUGGCGGCAGCCACAUCCCGUGGUUACACAGAGACUGUUGGCGAGUCGGAAGUCGCAGCUGGUAGUCCUGUUCGUGUCGAUUCGGAGGACUCUUGGGCACCAAAGCGCAAGUGCAUCAGCCUGAACAGCGAUGGCUUUGAUGUGAAGCGGGAGAUCUUUGUGCCGUCUAAGAUGUCGUCAUCUGAACGGCGGUAUCUUCGGAAGAGAUUCCGGGCAGAGCUUGAUUCUGUGCGGGAUCUCCUCAAGAAACCAGAGUUUGCAGCCCCCGUUCCUCUCAGUCGGGCACCUGCCUUGUCAUCCUCAGCUGCCCCUCGAGCCAAGAAGCCACAGAAGUCUCAGCGUGGUGUGACCAAUGUUAUCCGUGGUGCAAAGGGACGUUUCUUGCCUACAAAACCUCGACCUGAACCUACUACGGUGUUAUCUGAAGCUGCAGUGUUUAAGCAGUGUGAAGCUAUUUUGAAGAAGCUUAUGACUCAGAAAUAUAGUCAUAUAUUCAAUGUUCCAGUUGAUGUAGACAAGCUGCAAAUUCCUGAUUAUUUUGAUAUUGUCAAGACCCCAAUGGAUCUUGGAACUGUCCAGAAGAAGCUUGAAUCUGGCUCAUACACAAGUCCAUCAGAUUUUGCUGCUGAUGUCAGGCUGACCUUUAACAAUGCUAUGGCUUAUAAUCCCAAGGGGCAUGCUGUGCAUGACAUGGCCAUCCAGCUGAACAAGAUGUUUGAGAGUCGAUGGAGGCCAAUUGAGAAGAAGCUGGCUUCUGCUGCCACUGAGAAACAUGUUGAGGUUGACAGGGCUGACUCGAAGAGGAGGAAGACACCUCCUGUGGACCGCAGUGAUGUGUCAACGGAAGGUGUACGGCAGACAGAGCCUGAAAAACCAAAGAUGACAGCUGAAGAGAGAGAAGCCUUUGGGAACUCCUUGGCUUCUAUAUCUGAUGAGUUACCUCCCCACAUCUUUGAACUGCUGCAACAAUGCAUCGACAGCAAUACAGAUAUGCCUGGUGAUGGAGAGAUAGAGAUUGACAUCCAAGCUGUCAGUGAUGACAUGCUAUUUGAGCUGAAGAAACAUGUCGACAAGUAUUUGCAAGAGAGAGAGCAGAGCCAGCAGGUGAAAUCUGAGCCUUCUGAGAAUGAAGCUGUGAAUGUAUCUGGCCUUAGCCACUCAUCUACAAAUCCUUGCAAAGGUGGUGAGCCUAUCGAGGAGGAUGUGGAUAUCUGUGGCAAUGCCUCCCCUAUCAUGUUAGACAAAGAUGCACAAAUCAGGAGUAGCAAGUGCGGUAGUCCAAGUAGUUCCAGCAGCGACUCUGAAUCAUCUUCUAGCGAUUCCGACUCUGGCAGUGACUCUGAAAGUGAAUCAGAAAAAGUUGGCAGCCCUGGAAAGCUUGCGAAGGGGACUAAGAAACCUGACCAGCUGGUGGAGCAAGAAAAGAGUGAUGUUAUUAGCCCAGCCGAUGCCAACCGUCCUGCUGAUAUUGUGGGACUCCAUGGGGAGGACAGUGAGUCAAAACCUGCACCAGGGGGGGAAAACUCAAAACCCGAUUCACAAGUCUCACCGGACAGGCUAUUGCGUGCCGCCCUUUUGAGGAGCCGUUAUGCUGAUGUGAUUGUCAAAGCUCGCGGCAUUCUUAGUCAGGGUGGAGACAAACAGGAGGAACUGGAAAAGCUCCAGAAGGAAGAGAAAGCACGUUUGUUGGCUGAGGGUAAUGCAGCCAUGGAGGCUCGUAGAGCCGAAGCUGAAGCGGAAGCUAAGCGUAAACGGGAUUUUGAGAGGGAGAAGGCUCGUCAGGCCCUACAAGAGAUGGAGAGAACUGUAGAAAUUAAUGAUAACCUCCAUAUCAAGGAUUUGGAAAUGCUUGGGACAGCCACAACAGAACAUAUUGUAAGCUCUGUUGAUGAGACUAGUCCAGAGCGCUCUCAAGAUGGCAUGGCCGGCUAUCAUCCAGGAUCUGUCAAUCCUUUGGAGCAACUUGGACUGUUCAUAAAGGCCGAUGAUGAGGAAGAUGAUGAAGAACCGAGCAGUGUUCCCAGCAUUAAAGAACCAGAGGAAGGAGAGAUCAACUGAUGGUGCUGUGUUUUGCCAUGCCCUGUCAAGGGCUAGAGGCUGGUGCCAAACUAGUGAUCCAACAAAGUGAUCGCCUCUUGUGGGCCAUCAUGUGUGGCACAAUGGCUGGACAGCAGCGCGUGUUGGAUGCUCAAUUGGUUCUGAACUGGUGGUGAAAGCCCUCCUCCAUAUUGCUGCUACUGGUUUGUUAAAAUAUGCUUGGGAAGGAUGAAGGUAAUCUUUGCAUGAUUGGUAAAUGAGUGGUCAUUUGCUUCGAGGAGGCGCACAGGAGGUCGAGUUGGUCAAAUGAACGUAUUGAUGUGCCUAGAGGAUGUUUUUUCAGCCACCGUUCCAAAACGGCUUGAAUGAUGCCACCGAACUAGUGGAGUUCAAAUUGCUCAUUAUUUGCUGCAACCUCCAUUUCAAGCCGGUUUGCUCAGCGGCUCAUAUAGCCUGUUUUCUCAUCUUUUUCUCUGUUUUAGAUUGUGUAGCAGUUGGGCUAGUUGCUUCCUGCUGUAAAUCCGAAUUUUGAUGUAGUGAAGGAAGUGCUAGCUGUUUGUUGAGCACGAGCGAAAAGAACUGCUCUUGCUCAGCAUUUACAAGAGAAAUUGUUUUGCAGAUGCACGUCCAGUCUUCUCUGUAAUUACCAUUUCUUGCGCAAUCAGUGUCUUCCGUGUGACAUU